CACAGAGGAGAGUAACCCACAGUGCCUUACUAGAGAUUGUUGCCAGGAACGUGGUAAUUAGUGGGUAGUUGUGGGCACUCAUGGCGUCGCAGGACCACCAAGGAAACAAGGACCCCACAAAGACCUACAGAACCGAUGGACCUCCGACCAUUGCUAUAUCUUGCCCUGUCCACAGCAACACCGCUGAGGACACAAAGCGGAACGGACUGAGGAAAGGCCUUGUGAGACAUCGGGACUACGUCAAAAUCUCCGUGCCAGAUGGGAAAGGCAACAGAUUGCCAUUAGAAUGGUGGAAGACGUUCAUUGCUUUGUUUUAUGCCAUUUUAAACCUGGUUCUGACCACGUUUGUGAUCACAGUGGUCCAUGAGAGAGUGCCUCCCAAGGAGAGCAGCCCACCCCUGCCGGAUAAGUUCUUUGACUAUGUAGACCGUGUAAAGUGGGCGUUCACAGUGACUGAGGUCAAUGGAAUGGUUCUGGUGUCCAUCUGGUCCAUUCAGUGGCUCUUUCACAGCUACAAGGCUAUUGUGGGAAGACGAUAUUUCUUUCUGCUGGGCACAUUGUACAUGUACAGAUGCAUCACCAUGUACAUCACCACUCUACCUGUGCCUGGCAUGCACAUGGUCUGUGCCCCGAAGCUGUAUGGAGAUUCCCAGGCAAUGCUGCAGCGUGUCCUGCAGUUAAUCUCUGGUGGUGGAUUAUCGAUCACUGGCUCUCAUCUGCUUUGUGGAGACUUCCUGUACAGUGGCCACACUGUCAUGCUUACGCUUACAUACCUCUUCAUCAAGGAGUAUUCUCCUCGCUCUUUCUGGUGGUAUCACCUGCUGUGCUGGUUAAUGGCUGCUGUGGGUAUAGUGUGCAUCUUGGUGGCCCAUGAGCACUACAGUGUGGAUGUGGUGGUGGCCUAUUUUAUCACCACCCGACUGUUCUACUGGUAUCACACUAUGGCCAAUUUGCAGACUUUAAAGUGUUCUCCGAACAACUACCUCACUCACACCUGGUGGAAUCCUGUGUUUAACUUCUUUGAGAGGAACGUUCAGACCCAAGUGCCCUGUUCUUUCUCCUGGCCAAUCACAUGGCCGCCUGCCUGCCUGAAGAAUCCCUGUAAGAAAUACUCCAUGGUGCAGAGUGACCGGGAAGAGUGAUUAUUAAUGCAGCUCAAUGUUUUGUAUAGUAUUUUGCUCAUGGCUAUCUAAAUGUUUAUCAUACCAGAGAUCGAAGGCUGUAAUUGUUAGAUGUUGAGAAAUGUUAGAUGUCGAUUUGUGAAAUGGACACAUAACAAUGAGCCAAAGUAUUUGUAAUAAUCAUUUUGCAUUGCAUCUUUUAUAGUAAUUUAUUUACAGUCAAUGUGGCCACUUACAGAAACACAAGGUUUUGCAGUAAGUGGCCAAGUGAAAGUGGUAUGGUUAUAAAAUUGAUUUCUAUCUCUUUUUCUGUUUCUCUCACAAGAUAA
This is a messenger RNA of Myxocyprinus asiaticus (Chinese sucker), 1450 nucleotides long. It is a transcript of the gene sgms2a, whose product is annotated as sphingomyelin synthase 2a. The coding region runs from base 81 to 1142 and encodes 353 amino acids. Gene Ontology annotation, molecular function: sphingomyelin synthase activity; ceramide cholinephosphotransferase activity. The transcript has 5 exons. NCBI's taxonomy places the organism in Eukaryota, Metazoa, Chordata, Actinopteri, Cypriniformes, Catostomidae. Gene Ontology annotation, biological process: ceramide biosynthetic process; sphingomyelin biosynthetic process. The record is from RefSeq and is a predicted model, not a curated record. Gene Ontology annotation, cellular component: endoplasmic reticulum membrane; Golgi membrane.